CCUCCACCUUCGCCUCAGCGGCGCGGGCAGGCGAGAGGUGCUGGGUGCUCGCUGAGGAGCCGGUGCGGUCCUCGGGGCUCGGCGGCGACCAUCAGGGGAGGAGGGUGGCGAGGCGCAGGGCGAGUGAGCCGCCGCAGGGAUGAGGGAAGACUCGUACUUCUUUGGAAUGCGAGGCCUCGGUCACUAUGGCUGCAUCCCGGAGGACGGAGGACAGUUCUUACUCUACUCUAUAAAUGGAGACAACGAUUUAAAGAGGUGUUUUGCAGAGGAAGAUUUUCAUGAAAUAAUUGACUUCAACGAUCUCCCAAAUUCUCUCUUUGCUUGUAACGUUCACCAGUCUGUGUUUGAAGAUGAGGACAGUAAGGAAAAAUUCGAAGGCUUGUUCCGUGCCUACGAUGACUGCGUGACAUUCCAGCUGUUUAAAAGCUUCAGGCGUGUGCGGAUAAAUUUUAGUAGUCCCAAAUCAGCUGCUCGUGCCAGAAUAGAGCUGCACGAAACACAGUUCAGAGGGAAGAAGUUAAAGUUGUAUUUUGCACAGAUUCAGACCUCCGAGACAGAUGGAGACAAGCUUCAUUUGGCACCGCCACAGCCUGCAAAACAGUUUCUCAUCUCGCCUCCGGCCUCCCCACCUGUAGGGUGGCAACCGAUAGAUGACGCGACACCUGUCAUCAACUACGACCUCCUUUACGCAGUCUCGAAGCUAGGACCAGGAGAGAAAUACGAGCUGCAUGCAGGAACGGAGUCCACUCCCAGUGUGGUGGUCCAUGUCUGCGACAGCGACAUGGAAGAAGACGAGGACCCAAAGAAUUCUCCAAAGCCAAAAAUCAUUCAAACUCGGCGCCCUGGUCUGCCACCUCCUGUAUCUAACUGAGCCUCUCCGGCAGAAGCAGCACUUCUCUCCUCCAGCACAGCUCUUGGUUUUUGUUUGCUUUGUUUUGUUGAAAGGCUGCCAUUGCCUUUUGAGUACCAGGACAUUAAACUCAUUGAAAUCCCUUCACAGUAAUCAAGCCUAUGUGAUAAAAGGGCUAGGAAAAAAAAAGAUCUUUGUAUAUGUAACCAUAUCACACACCAACUAAUAGAUUUUUCUGGCAAGGACAAAACCAGGCUGAAGAAACAAGGGAGGGUUUCAGUCUGAGGGUCUUCUCACAGCUGUAAUUUGCAUGCUGAAACGCCGCUACCAGAGGGGUCGUUCAGGGUGGGCAAUUAGGCCGACAUCAGGCUUGAUAUUCAAACUCUCACAAUAUUUGCUAGCACCCUUCAUCAAGCAGCCAGCUCCUCUGCCCUCCUCAGUUCCCCAGAAGACCUUAGUCUUUUUUUUUUUUCCUUUUCUUUUUUUUUUAAAGCGGGGGCAUGUGUUGUUUUUUCUCUACUAUAGUAGCUUGGUGGCCUUUUUAUUCCCCCUGGAAUUUUCUUUCAGGAAUACUAUCUUUGCAACAUUUUCAGAAACAGCAGAAAAAACAUCCUCUUCCACCAACAGGUGUAGAGUGCACUGGUCCUUAGUGGUGGCCGGGACGCGAGACAGAGCUCUCUCCGCUGAGGGCAGAGGCGGCACCUUGCUGGAGGGUCUGGUGUCUUUCCAUCUUUCUCUCUAAGGAGGAGGGAGCCAGAACAUCAGUAGGGUUUGUCAUUUUAUCUUCCAUAAAGGUGUGAGCAGCACUUUCUCUUGAGUCUAAGAAAGAGAAGCUGAAGGACUGCUCAUUUAAGAUGGGGUUCGUUGCCCUCUGUCCCAGCUGUAAGUUCUAGUGAGGACACGGGCUGAAUGCCUUCCUAGCGGUGUGUUGAAUAGCCCUGACACUGUUAGUAGUUACUUGCACAUCCCGAAUAUUCACACCUUUUCCCUCCCCACUUCCUGCGCUUUAAAGCCCUUUUUGAGCUGUAUGCAGUUUGGGUUUGUGGAGGUGAGGAGAGGUUACUUGGUGUUCUUUUGUUGUUGUUGUUUUUUUUUUUUCCUUUUCUUUUUCCUUUUUUUUUUUUUUGGUAGGCCAAAGAAAACAGGACCAUAAUUACACACUUGAAAUUAGACUGCAUGCAACUGAAUCCCCUUUUUUCACUGUCCCGCAUGUUUCUUUCACUUGCAAUGUAUACUGGGUUACAAAAAUUGUUCUGUGUUUUCAUCAUGGCUGACAGCAGACAGAUACUGAGUUCCCUGUCUGGCAGACCAUCCGUGAUGAUUUUUUUUAUGCGUACUUGUCAUUUUGAGAACAUAUUUUCUAGGCAUUUGAGCUCAGAUUUUGCAUAUAUUUAAGCAUGCGCUUAAUUUAUGCACAUGAGUAGUUCCACUGAAAUUAAUACUGCAGAAAACUGAGCAUAUGCGUAAGAUACGGUGGGAUUUUUAAGCUAAUUAGCUGCAGCUGUACUCCCAAAAGUGACUAUAAAAUGGCACAGUGAGAUUCCAGAGUUUAAAAUCCUUUACAAGUUAAAAAUAAGUAAAUACCUCUUGGAAGCUCAUUCUAGGAUCUGAGAAGUCGGCUUAGGUUCUGUAAUCGAGAUUUUUGUCAUAAAACCUAAUGAUCUGGUUCCUGAGGGAGGGUUCCAUUCCACCCUUAGUUAGCAGUGAGGCUACAGGCUUCAGCAGAGUCCAGUCCCCCUUGCUCCGGGGUACCGGCUCUGCGGGAAUUCCAGGAAGAAAAGCACGUCGCUUUGUCGGUGAAGAUGGGAGAUGCCAUUCUCAACGUGCUUGGUGAGGACAUUCUAAGAAUGAGGACUUGCCGUUCUCAUAUAGUUCAUUCCCUGACCACCACUGCCCCCUGAUAUUCCUGUUGAGACGUAGGGAUUUACUUAGCAUCUAUCUAUAACGUGAUACUUGUUACUGCAUUACUGACAUCGUCGUGCACGUGUUACACUAAUAGAGGCGCGUUAAAUACAGCAGAGACUGAACAAAAAACGGGGCUUUCGUAUCCUCAUGAUAUCUGUGUAAAGUUGUCUUAAAGUAACUCCUUAGAGGUUUCCCUUCAAUCAUUUUUUUGGGUGAUGCAUUUGGAAUUGGUUUAAAUAAAUAAAUUGUCAUUCACUGCCCUAGGACUGUAACCCGAUGUUCCUGUUGAAAGCACCAUCAUAGGCCACCUACAAUGUUUCAGGAGUAACACCAUGGUCUUUUUUGAGAAGAUACAGAAUGCUAAGGUCCAUGGCAUUUAGACCAGUAUAAACAGGGAGGGUAAGAUUUAAAUGCGUAAGAAUUUUGUGGUUGAUAUCUGCUGUAUGAAAGAGAUUACUGGCCCCAUCCUCAACUGAUGUAAGCGAUCAGAGAUAUCUCCAAUCAAAGCUGAUACUCUGGAUUUUUUUUACGUGCAAAAGUGUUGGAGGUCGAGUCUAGUCCUUGUACCCCUGUACUCAAACUUUGGAGAGACUUGAACUAUGGAGUUUGGCCUCAAAUGAUGUAAAACUGUUCUGCAAAUUAAAGCAUUGGAUCUUAAGCGUUCUUUCCUCAAAGUGCAUUUUCAGACAGAUUUAAAACCAGGCCCCAUUCAACAACUACUCUUUGUCUUUAUAAAAGUAUGCCGUCCUUCCCAGGAGGGAAUGGAACACAGCUCUAGAGCGCAGAAAUAGAAACACAGCUACAAACCUGAAAACUGAGAGAAGCCCGUUGUAACUAUGGGCAAAGCUCAUAUAUCACCUUUAUAGGAUAAAAGAUGGUCAUCGUAGAAAAAUGUUUCAUGUAUUAUGGAAUAAUGUCCCUAUCGUAAAACUAACAGCAUUUGUGACUCUCUUAAGAGAACGUGGCACUUUGCUAAAGGCUGGUUCUUGCCUGGCAUGGAAGAAAGGCUUCUUUCAAAUAAUGCUGGCCAUCUGGAAGAGUAACUGUCCUAUUUAAUGCAGUAAUUCACAGGCAGAGCCCCUACUUACUUCCGUGGGAGUUUUCUUUUGUGUAGCAUCUCCGAGCUCAGUCCCUCUGCCUUGCCCUGUCACGGGGUGUCCGCAGUGCUAACGUAGAGUCUCUCGUGUUGUAAGACUAUAAAUAAGAAUGAAAUCCCUGGGUUACAGUUCAGCUCCUGAUGCGCAGUGACAUAGAUGACGUCCUUUUAAUUUCCUUUCCGAGGCAGGAGCUCGUGCGAGCGGCUGGCAGCGAUACCCUGGGGCCCUCUGCCGAGUGGACCUUGCUCCUGCUGCUGGUUGGAAAUUAAAGAAGGAAAUCAGGGGAGGACAGUUGCUGUUCCUGUCGCCCACUGCCUGCUUGUCCUUUCUGACCUCUUGAGAUACGAAACCAAAAAUUAAAUGACUUUCCCAAGUACAGUUAAAAGCAUGAAAACAUUUACAAUGCAUGGAGAAAAGGUAUUUUGGAAUCGGCUCUUUUGGAACAAAAGAACAAAGAAUUUCUGUGGCCUUGAUUUUUGUAAUUAAGACAAGGUAGUACAGACGUCCCCCUCCCUAACAUACCCAUACGCACUCAAGCACGCUUUGUUUUCAGCAAGAAAACAUGGAAGGAGCAUCCCUUCCUCAGCCAUAACAAGACUACAGACAUAGUUAUUGUAAAAUGCUUUAUAUUAUAAAAAUGUGCCCCAUAGAUAAAUUGUUUGACGCUUAUUUGAUCCCAAACUGGGUGGGACGGGGUGGGUUGUUUUUAUUUUGGUCUUUUUUCCCCCCUCCCUCCCAUUCAGCAACCGCGAGAAAGCUUUCUGCAAAAAGAAAGGCUUCUUUGUACAGAGUAACGGACUGAACCAUCUUGCAAGACUUGAUUAUAGUGGUACGUCCGAGCACUGUGACAGGUUAUGAUGUUAGCAUUUCCAUUAUAUUGUACAUACUUUUCAAAUAUUCUAUUUAGUCAUAUUUUAUAGGAGUAUUAAAAAGCUAUUGGCUAAUUAAUCACUUUUACACUUGUAUACUUCAGAGCUUAGUUUAAAAAAUAAAUACGGCAAACAAUAUUUUUGUGUUCUGCUUGCAUUAGCGUUUUGAAAAGCAACAUUUAAAGAGUUAAACUAUAUUAAUGAACUGACUAGUGUGGUAUAUACCACGGCUCUCUUAACUGGUAGAACUGAAAAUGCUUAAAUGCGUGACAUAGGCCAAACUCUGUUUCAGUAGAAAUUAGGGGGGAAACCCAGCCCUCUAAUUGGCAGGAUCUGCCAUGUUCCGUUUUAAAUUGCUGCAGUUUUGCAGAGUUGUGUGAACUUGCGGUGGUUUGCGGUGGAUUUGGUGAGGUGUGCGCAAAAAAGCCCCAUACAGCGCAAUCCCUGCUGAGCAAAAGCACAUCCCUGGCAGCUGACGUGGUCCUUACUGCGCUUUUAUAAUAAUGGGUAAAUACGGUGGGCAUGAGCGCUUGAACAAAACAUUGGCACCCAGCCACCAUCCAGGCUGGGGAAAACCUUCUGUUAACAUGAAUUAUUACAAAACCUGAAACUAAUUGUUUGUAGUCAAUUUGUACUGAUCUUGCAAAGGAUUGGAAACCAGGCGAUGAGUGUGCUGAUUAACUGUCUUGUGAAAUGCUUAUAUUUGAUCACUCGGAUCUGCAUUUGGAAAUUUUUUUUUUUCUGGGGUGCCUGGCAUAAAAGACUGAGUUUCUCAAAGGGGUGAUUGUUUGUGAUUCUAAAAAUUAGAUCUGCUUAAGAAGUCUGGUUGCAAAUGUAACCUCUGAGCUCACCAAUUCCUAUUGAAAAGACAGGCCUUAACCUCUGUGUUUUGGUUAGAAAAAGUAGUAAUAGUCAUUUUCUUGUACUAGAGCUAGUACUAGAGCUAAAACGCACUACAGGAGGCCUGAGUUAUUCUUCACUGUUGAGCACAAAUGAGGUUUCCCCAACUACGGUCAGGUUCUUCAUCUGAUCCGACUGAAACGUGGCAUUACCUCCACGCCGAUUGUGGCUCUUCCUCUUGCUUGGCGUUGGACACAGCUCCUGGAAAUAAGCUUCGAGGCUUCCAUGGUAAAUGGCAGGGACCUGCACGUCCCAGAGGAUCUCAAACUGGUCUUUAGCUGUGCAUAUAACUUCAAUGCGUGCUUAAUUUGCACACACAAAUAAGCAAUAUUGAUUUAUACUGGGCAUUUGUGCACGCAAGUGAUAACGUGCAACCUAACCCUGCACGGUACUGAAUAAUGGGAGUCAGCAGUGUUUCUCCCAGCAGCAGCAGGGGCCCGAGGUUUCCAUGGCUCGUGCCUUGGUUACUUACAGCGGAAGCUCUCUAUGCUUCGUUACUGAUCGGCUGGCUAUUGCCGUUCCUUGUGCAGCCUCGGGUUUUUGUCCUAAAGAGCUACAAUCAAGGCAAGAGAGGUGGUGAUUUAAGAAGGAGGCGUUGGAAAGUGCAGAGCAGAGUCCAGCUCUGCAGCUGGGUCUGUAGUCGCCAGCUCACUGCUGGGCGGCCCAGCUUCUUAAAAUGGAUUCAGCAACUCACAGGGCUCGGGUCUUUCAGUCUUUUACUGCCCAAUGAUGAAAGCUUGAAGCGUCAGUUUGGUGGCAUCAUAGAGAGACGUCUGGAACAGCUUGCUUGAAGUGAAGGCAAUACCUGUCAUGGAUCUGGGGAGCUGGAACAAGCUUUCUAUGGGAGAGGGCAUUUAAGCAGGGUAUUGUGCAUAUCCUGAUUAAAGUUAGUGCUUUCAGAUCGCAUCCUCUAAAGAACCUUUACUAAAUUUAUUUUUGUUCCUUCUUUAGUGGUAAACAUUUUACCAUUAAACAUUUAGCCACUUAAGACUUUCUCUCACGUACCAGUCUGAAUUUAAGACCUUUGCCUUUCCUUGGUUUCCCUCUGCCUGUGGAAUCAUAUUUAGUUCCGUUUUACCAAAAAAGCAAAAUCAGGUAUGGAUUUGAGUCCCAGACAGACCCUCAUUCAUACUCAUCCUCAUGUAAUGCUCUUGAAUAACUAGUUAUGCUAGCAAAAAAAACCACGCAAAAAUCCAAAGUCUGCUUUUCCCGUUUUAGCACAUCUUCUGGGGGGAGUACAGCGGCUUUCAAAUGUUCUAGGCUCCUCUUAAAAGGAGAUGUUUUUUCUAAUGUGAGCUGUGCUCUUUUUUUAAACACAUGUAGACUGCGGCAUUCAGGGGGAAAAUGACGAGGAAGUGUCGUAAAAACUCUUUCCCACACAUCUAUUUGAAGUGCCGGGUGUAUUUGCUUUGGCUUGGAGGGGAGCUUGCACUGUUAGAGGUAGAAGAGCAGCAGCACUCCAAUGGAAGGGCAAGAACCUCCACUGCAGAGAUGCUCAAAGGCAUUAAAAAAAAAAAAAAAGCCUUAAUUCGUCUCUCCCCUUUUGUCAAUUUGUUCAGUCGCUACACAGAGAUUCUGGGGCUACAGAGUCAGGGGCUUCCUCACUCACCUGCGUAAAAGUAUCCAGCAAGAAGGAUUACACUUCUCUAUUAUUAUACACCGGAAAAUCAGCCUUGUUUUAACAAAUUAUUGUAACUGAUCAUUUAUCUAGUAUGAGAAAGUUGUGUCUACAUUAGUGUCGCACAGAUGUGUUCUCCUCGGUUAACAAAGGUAAAUGUUUUGAAUUCCAUUUUAGAGCAGAGUUCUUGUUCAGAAACUUCUGAAAGAAAUGCCAUCUGUAAUGACUGACGGAUCCUUAAGUGUCAACUCGGCAAGUUGUCCUACUGUGGGUAGCUGCAGAAAUAUUUCAUGUAUGUUGUUGUAGAUUUAAAAAACAUUACUCAUGUUUUCAUUCAAGUGUCUGCAUUUCUGACACAGAUGUGACAUAUCUGUAUAUAUUAUAAAUCAAUACUAUUUUUAACCACGUAUUUUGUACAAAUAUUCACAUUAGCUCUGUACUUCAGUGAAAAUCUAUUAUGGUAUUAAACAUUUUGGUGGAAUUAGCAAA
This is a messenger RNA of Chroicocephalus ridibundus (black-headed gull), 7728 nucleotides long. It is a transcript of the gene RCAN2, whose product is annotated as regulator of calcineurin 2. The coding region runs from base 140 to 871 and encodes 243 amino acids. Gene Ontology annotation, molecular function: nucleic acid binding; calcium-dependent protein serine/threonine phosphatase regulator activity. Lineage: Eukaryota; Metazoa; Chordata; Aves; Charadriiformes; Laridae. Gene Ontology annotation, biological process: calcium-mediated signaling. The record is from RefSeq and is a predicted model, not a curated record. Gene Ontology annotation, cellular component: cytoplasm; nucleus. The transcript is spliced from 5 exons.